CGAGUUACAGAAUCGCCGUACUGUGGGGGUUGUGCGUUAAUAGUUCGCAUGGAUUCGCGUGAAUUUAUAGUUGCGUUUUCGACGAAACGAAUGAGAGAUAAUGACUCGGAAAGUUCAUCAAGUUCUGAUGACAUGUGGGAUGCUGCUUUGAGUGUGAGAGGAAAGCGACAAAUACGUCCACGCAUUAUAGGUUAUAAUAAUGCGGUCGCUUGUUACACAGAUCACGAGUUUAAAAGUCAUUUCAGAAUGUCAAGAGCUACGUUUAAAUACCUCCAUGGAAUGAUGCAAAAAGAUUUACUAAGACAGGUAAAGGGUUGUCCUUGUAUUCCUUCUCAAACACAGCUAAUGAUAGCUCUUUGGAAGAUGGCCACUGCGGAUUCAUAUAGAUCCAUUUGUGACCGAUUUAAUGUUGGUCGGGCAACUGCUGUCAGAGCUGUACGAAGAGUCACUCGUGCAUUAUUCAAACGAGCUCCUCUGUUUAUAAAAUGGCCCACUGGAGAUAAUGCUGCCGCAGUUAUGCGAGGAUUUGAAGAAAGUAGUAGUUUUCCCAAAGUUAUCGGUGCUAUUGAUGGAACCCACAUUCGUAUAAACGCUCCAAAAGAAGACCAGAGGGAUUAUGUAAACAGAAAAGGAUAUCAUUCCAUUCAUUUGCAGUUGGUUUGCGACCACAGAUGUUUGAUAACACAUUGUUACGCUGGACAUCCUGGAUCGAUCCAUAAUCAAAGAGUAUUCCGCUUAUCGGAAGUAUCUAAAUUUUUGAAUGAUGACCAAAAGUUUCCAUCCGACAGCCAUCUUGUGGGUGAUGCCACAUACGAACUGCAGCAACAUUUGAUGACACCUUUUCGGGACAAUGGGUUCCUAACUCGGGGACAGGAAAAUUACAACUAUCGACAUUCCGCAGCCAGGAUAGCCGUGGAAAAAUGUAUUGGCCUACUAAAAGGACGUAUGAGAAGCUUAUUGCAUUGCUUGCCAAUGACAAGAGUAGAUUUGAUGGCUGAGUAUAUUGUGGCUUGUUGUGUUAUUCAUAACAUUUGUAAAGUAAGAAAUGACGAGAUAAGCGUAAUUGUGUUACCUCGAAAUGUCAACGAAAAUCAAGAAAAUUAUGAUGAUCGUCAAGUAGCGAAUCAGAACGCUCCGAUUCAAAAAAGAAUUAGGAUUAUGGAAAAUCUUCCAUAG
Messenger RNA from Neodiprion fabricii, 1176 nucleotides. Its product is annotated as putative nuclease HARBI1. Bases 49 to 1176 code for a protein of 375 amino acids. The transcript is spliced from 4 exons. NCBI's taxonomy places the organism in Eukaryota, Metazoa, Arthropoda, Insecta, Hymenoptera, Diprionidae. The record is from RefSeq and is a predicted model, not a curated record.